Messenger RNA from Sphenostylis stenocarpa, 759 nucleotides. NCBI's taxonomy places the organism in Eukaryota, Viridiplantae, Streptophyta, Magnoliopsida, Fabales, Fabaceae. The record is from the annotation of a GenBank genome assembly.
AUGGCCGAACGAAGCAAUGGGGACGUUCUGAUGCUGGAAGCCCCACCGUCUUAUGGCAGACCUACCAGUUCGGACGCCGAAAUCAUCGACGCAUUGCCUUACAUCGACGACGACUACGCCGAUCCCAGAGUCAAACUCGAGGUUGACCGUCUCGUCGACGAUGAGAUGCGCCGAAGCUCCAAGAAACCUACAGAUUUCCUCAAAGAUUUCCCUCCUCUUCCCAACUCCAAUUUUGAGAACUACCCGAUGAUUGCGAGAGAGUACGAACGCGUGAGAGCUGGAAGGCCUCCUGUUGCUCUUGAUAGAUCGCGCUACGAAUUGGAAAUGCCGCCAGCGAAUAAAAGAAACGAUGAAACUGCUUGGAAGCAAGCUCUUCAUAGAGCUCAACGCCUACUGCAGUACCAGAUGAUGAGGAUGGAAAAUUUGGAUUUGAUGUUAAAAUAUGGUCCUGAUACGUGGAAACUACACAACCAUCGAUUAGAAGUAUACUUAUCAAGAAUGCAGAAAUUAGCUCAAGAACAAAAUGAAAAGAUUGAAAAAGUAAAUCGUGAAAGGAAAUAUCAUCAGCAAAAUACUGCGUAUGAGCUUAAUGCAUUGUCCAUGCAAUGGAAGGAGCUCUGUCAGAAGAAUAUAGAUAUAAAUGUUGCUUGUGUUUCAGUUGUAAAUCGCAUAAAUGAACUGAAAAGAGAAGCAGCAGAAAGAGGCUGGAACCUGGAAGCAGUGACAGAAAAUGGUCAAUUGGCGAACGCCGAAUUAUGA